CCCCGCCCCCCGUGCGUGUGUCGCAGCUGCCGGGGCUUGGAAUCGAGCUGUCGCGAGAGAAGCGUUGCUGGGAUUCAAAUCCCGCGCGUGGAGAACCGCCGUCUCGCAGAAGCCCGCAAGAUGCCUUCAAGACUAAGAAAGACCAGGAAACUGCGGGGGCAUGUCAGCCACGGCCAUGGUCGCAUUGGUAAACACAGAAAACAUCCUGGAGGACGUGGCAAUGCUGGUGGCAUGCACCAUCACAGAAUUAACUUUGACAAAUAUCAUCCUGGCUAUUUUGGAAAGAUCGGUAUGAGACAUUAUCAUCUGAAGAAAAACCAGCAUUUCUGCCCCACAGUGAAUCUGGAUAAGCUCUGGACACUUGUUAGCGAGCAAACAAGGCUCAAGUAUGCCAAACAUCCCUCUGGGUUAGCACCUGUUAUUGAUGUUGUACGCUCAGGUUAUUAUAAAGUCCUGGGCAAGGGGAAGCUGCCCAAACAGCCUGUAAUUGUGAAGGCAAAAUUCUUCAGCAGAAAAGCAGAAGAGAAAAUAAAAGAAGUUGGUGGAGCUUGUGUGCUAGUAGCAUAAGGACUUGCCUUUGUACUGGUUUUAAAUAAACCAUCUCGGAUUUAUUAAA
Messenger RNA from Varanus komodoensis (Komodo dragon), 616 nucleotides. Its product is annotated as 60S ribosomal protein L27a-like. Gene Ontology annotation, biological process: translation. NCBI's taxonomy places the organism in Eukaryota, Metazoa, Chordata, Lepidosauria, Squamata, Varanidae. Gene Ontology annotation, molecular function: structural constituent of ribosome. The record is from RefSeq and is a predicted model, not a curated record. The transcript has 5 exons. Gene Ontology annotation, cellular component: ribosome; cytosolic large ribosomal subunit. Bases 121 to 567 code for a protein of 148 amino acids.